Gambusia affinis (western mosquitofish) is the source of this 3137-nucleotide messenger RNA. It is a transcript of the gene septin5b, whose product is annotated as septin 5b. Gene Ontology annotation, molecular function: GTP binding; molecular adaptor activity; GTPase activity. The transcript is spliced from 12 exons. Lineage: Eukaryota; Metazoa; Chordata; Actinopteri; Cyprinodontiformes; Poeciliidae. Gene Ontology annotation, cellular component: cell division site; septin ring; synaptic vesicle. The coding region runs from base 233 to 1342 and encodes 369 amino acids. Gene Ontology annotation, biological process: regulation of exocytosis; cytoskeleton-dependent cytokinesis. The record is from RefSeq and is a predicted model, not a curated record.
AAAAUAUUUUUUCUCUUUUUUUUUUCACCCACACAGCAUUACCAGAACCAGAGACCGUCUGAAUGCACCUCAAGGAAGACACGGUGACAGAUGUGCUUUUCUUCGUGUGGUUCGGGUUCGUUUUGGCUCGUGUCUGCUCCCUUCCUGUCCUCGUGCCGCGGUGACGGACAUUUGGUUCUGCUCUGACCCUCCCCUUCCAUUCAGCCAGGCAGCAUCUUCCACCGGGUCCAACAUGACGUCCAUCAGCAGGUACCGGAGCCGCGCGCUCCGUGCAGAGGAUUCGGAGGACAGAGAGUAUGUGGGCUUUGCAACGUUGCCCAACCAACUGCACAGGAAGUCAGUGAAGAAAGGCUUCGACUUCACACUCAUGGUGGCUGGUGAGUUUGGUCUGGGUAAAUCCACGCUGGUCAACAGCCUGUUCCUCACUGACCUGUACAAAGAGAGGAAGCUGCUCAAUGCUGAGGAGCGAAUCAAGCAGACGGUGGAGAUCACAAAGCGCACGGUGGACAUCGAGGAGAAGGGCGUGAAGCUCAAGCUCACCAUCGUGGAUGUGCCAGGUUUUGGCGACGCUGUCAACAACACAGAGUGCUGGACUCCAGUAACAGACUACAUCAACCAGCAGUUUGAACAAUACUUCAGGGACGAAAGUGGGCUGAACAGGAAGAACAUCCAGGAUAACAGGGUCCACUGCUGCCUUUACUUUAUAUCCCCAUUUGGACAAGGGCUCCGUCCCAUCGAUGUGGAGUUCAUGAAGGCCCUGCAGGAUAAAGUCAACGUGGUUCCGCUCAUCGCUAAGGCCGACUGCCUCACGCCUUCUGAGAUAAAGAGGCUCAAAGAACAGGUGAGGGAAGAGAUCGAUAAGUUUGGGAUAAAGAUCUACCAGUUCCCCGACUGCGACUCUGAUGAAGACGAGGAGAUCAAACAGCAGGAUAAAGGGCUGAAGGAGAGCCUUCCGUUUGCAGUGAUCGGUGGGAACACUGUGCUGGAGGUCAGAGGUCAGAGGGUGAGGGGCCGCCUCUACCCGUGGGGGAUCGUGGAGGUGGAGAACCCGUCCCACUGUGACUUCGGGAAGCUCAGGAACAUGCUGAUUAGGACACACAUGCACGACCUGAAGGACACCACCAACGACUGUCACUAUGAAAACUACCGGGCCCAGUGCAUCCAGAACAUGACCAGUAAGAUGAAUGCGGAUAAGCGCGUGGAGAGUCCCGCCCCCAUCCUGCCGCUGUCCACGCCCGCCGUGGAGACAGAGAAGCUUAUCAAGAGGAAAGACGAAGAACUGAGGAGGAUGCAGCAGAUGCUGCAGAAGAUGCAGCAGCAGAUGCACGGGCAGGACCUGUGACCUCCGAUCGGCCCUUUUACAGCAGCGAUAAUCUCACACACACACACACACACACGCACACACACACACACACACACACACGGUGUAAUCCACACUGCUCCCCUUCUUUCAGGGACGAGAUGAGAAAAUCGCUCUUUACUGAUUAACAGAUAAAGUGUUUUUAAGACAGCAUGCUUUCUCUUCGGUGCAGUGAUCCAAGUGAUCUAUAGAUUUUUAGCCAGUAGAUUGAAUUUAUCAGAUAGACCAAAGUAGAUUAACAAAGUAGAUGCAACACUUUGGUGAAAUACUGAAGAAGUAUUCCAACAGUGGUCGAAUGCCAUGAUGCUUUUGAAUAUUAAAAUCAGAAAUUUGAAUAUUUUUGGAAACAAGAAACGGGUUUGUAAACUGAAAAUAUCAGAAUUGAGUUUUCAUAGAUAUUUAAAGUCAUUAAAUAUGAGAAAUAAGGACUUCCUGUUGUGACAGGAAAAAACAAAAAACAAUAUUAGAUGUAGAAGUCUUGAGUUAUUGAUGGUGUUUGGAUAAAUGAUUUUCACCAAACUGUAACGAGACUCCUGGUAGUUUUCUAACAGGGUUCUUUGUUCACAUAACAUCAGAGGUUUGGGUUUUUCAUCAUGGUCUUUAUUAUCAUAUUCAUCCUGAACUGUGAAUGAUGCAUUAAGCUGCUGUUUAAGAUGCAACUUUAAUGAAUCUUAAAAACAAGAAAAGGUGCACAUGUUUGAAUUUAUGGUGGACUUUUUGAAAUCCACAUAAGCUCAAAUGUAUACAUACCCAGUGCACAGAUUUAAUAACAGAUAAUGUCCCUGUUUUGCAGCUUAAUAUCAGAGCUUCUUAUCAGAACCAGUGGAGUUCAUUUUAAAAGGCUUGUUUCUGAAAACAGAAAAGGCUUUUUGGUAUAAUUCAAAUUUUUUUUAUUGACCUGAUGUCAGAAAAUUCUAGAAAUAUCAUAUAAUUUUUUCCUAACCCAGUUUUGAUUCGGGGUCACUGAACAUCAACCUAUUUUAUUUUAUUUAUUUAUUUUUUUUUUAACAAUAUAUUUAUUAAGUUUUUGUGUAUAUGAAACAUAGAAAAUAUACUUUAAAGCAAACAUUGAAAACCACCAGCCCCCACAGUCAGCACUCAGGAUAUAAGAUACAAUAAAAUUCAACUAAAAUAAAUGAAAUAAAAAAAGAAAUUAUAUGAAAUGAAAACUGGGGACAAAGUAAAAAUGUAUAGAUACAUUUUUUGCACAAAAGUCUUUUCCACCAGCAGUAACUUCCUGUUGUUGAUCACAUGACUCGUAUGAUGCCCAAUAAACUAAUAGCUGAAAAAACCUAAUCAUCCUCAAUCAAAAACAUCUUAGCAUUUUGUUUUUUGAAAUUGCUUUGUUUCCAUUAAACAAAUAAAUUUUUGUUAUCCCAAUCUUGGCAAUAUUACGGUCAUUGGAAGAACGUGUGAAUAUAAUCUUUUAUGUUUCUUACAAGUAAUAACUGACACCAACAUAAAGCUAAUGUUUCCACAAACCUUCAUCUUUUCAGUUCCUGAGAUGUUAGAUGAUAUUUAAUCCCACUGCUUUUCUACACGCCAGUGUUGUACUCUUCUGGGGAAUUGUAACGAUUUGUAAAUAUGUGAAAUGAAACAUAGCCAGAGGCAGUUGAUCAGAAAACAAAUGUUUACUGAACUCCCUGACAGCAGGAGAGUUUUCCAGCACUCAGGACUGCAGGUCAUUUUUUUCUUCUGUUUCUGUGGUUGAUCAGACUGUGUUUUUAAAUUUUGUGAUGAUAAUAAAAAUGAUGUGAGAAUUGUCUCAGCGGUCUGA